ACAAUCCGCACAUAACCCGCCCGCAGCUUUGCCCCUCAUUCUGCUGCCAAACGAAGAAAGUCCCCGGAUCAGCCCUAAUAAGGACAACUCAGGAAGGAGUUAGGCGUGUCGAGCUCUUGUGUGCUGCACGGUUUUUGCUCCCUGGGAGGCGCCGAGGCUAGCGUUCCUCGCGGCGGGAUUGGAAGUCUUCGCCUCUCGGCAGUUUAGGAAGCACCGGCAACAUUUACGUCCCAACAUGCAGGAUCCUAAUGCAGACACAGAGUGGAAUGACAUCCUACGUAAAAAGGGCAUUCUUCCUCCAAAAGAGAAGUUGGAAGAACAGAGGCAGGCAGAAGAGGAAAGGGAGCAGCAGAUCCUGCAGCAGCAGUCAAUAGUGAAAACCUAUGAAGAUAUGACCCUAGAGGAACUAGAAGAAAAUGAAGAUGAGUUCAGUGAGGAAGAUGAACAUGCAAUUGAAAUGUACAGACAACAAAGAAUAGCUGAAUGGAAAGCUUCUCAAUUAAAGAAAAAAUUUGGAGAACUUCUAGAGAUCUCAGGACAGGAUUAUGUCCAAGAAAUCACUAAAGCUGGCAAGGAUAUAUGGGUGAUAUUGCACCUUUACAAGCAAGGCAUUCCUCUCUGUUCCUUGAUAAAUCAACACUUAAAUGGACUUGCAAAGAAAUUCCCUGAGGUCAAGUUUGUCAAAGCCAUCUCUACAACUUGCAUACCCAACUAUCCUGACAGAAAUCUCCCCACAGUCUUUGUCUACCUUGAAGGGGAUAUUAAGGCCCAGUUUAUUGGACCGCUGGUGUUCGGAGGGAUGAACCUGACCAGAGAUGAAUUGGAGUGGAAGAUUUCUGAGUCAGGUGCCAUCAAGACAGACCUGGAGGAAAACCCCAGGAAGCAGAUCCAGGACCAGCUGAUGACAUCAAUUAAAUGUUCUGUUCCAACAGGGAGAGAACAAAGUGACUCAGAAGAUGACUAAGACUUGCUGUAUAUGACAGGCCACCAUGCUUACUGAAGAGGAGGUCCAGUUAGUUCUGUGGGACUUGCAACUAAGAGCUCACAGGGCUGCAGCCUAAAUUCAGUUGGUAGCAUUUUUUUCUUUUUUUAAAAAAUAAGACGUUUUGGUUGCAAGUCUGCAGAGGAGUAACUCACAGAAAGCAGUAUGAUUCAUUCCAUGACACAGGAAAAUGGUUAUGGAGACCCUCUACAUGGAAGUCAAUUAUGGUACUGGUUUGAUGCUAGUGAUAUCUUCUUGCCUGGCUGGUGCUGUUUAAUGAUAUUGCAUUCUUUCCUCUUUUACACAGGCAGACACACCUGUAUCAAUCAAUCAUUAAAUUUAUUCGGCCAAUGACCACUACAAGUUAAAAGCAAGAACUAUUCAAUAAAACAUUUAAGAAUAGAAUUGGUCUAAAAAACAACAUGCUGUUGUGCAUGGUCAUUUCUGUUUUUAUUUUUUAAAAAGAAGUCUGUGACCUUGACAGGUUAGCAGCUUAGCUGCAAUUGGGGAGAAGGCCAUAAACUGAUUUACAAUUCUCAAAUCAUGACUACUUUUUAAAGGACUCUUAUCAAAUACUAAGGAUAGAUUAUCUAUCUGCAGUCCUAGAACUAAUAUUGCUGCCAUGAUCUCUGAAUUAUAGCGGAAGUGGAUACAUUCAGGAUUACCAAAUAUGUCUAUAAUUCUGAAACUUUAGGAAGUUAAUUAUUGUCUAAUGGAAACAUAGCAUAUCAAUCUGUUCUAGAGGCUGCACUUAAAGAUAUCUUAAAAUAACAUUUUUAACUGUACCAAGCAAUAAAGUGCCAUCUUGAAUUCUAAAUAGCUAACUUAUGACAGCUGCAACCACAUUUUAGGUUCUCCUAAGUUGUAAUAAAAUGAUGCAAUACGGUA
Molecule: messenger RNA, 1870 nt
Organism: Heteronotia binoei (common prickly gecko)
Lineage: Eukaryota; Metazoa; Chordata; Lepidosauria; Squamata; Gekkonidae
Gene: PDCL3
Product: phosducin like 3
Exons: 6
Coding region: 236-964 (242 amino acids)
Biological process (GO): angiogenesis; protein folding; positive regulation of gene expression
Cellular component (GO): cytoplasm
Source: RefSeq, a predicted model, not a curated record